This is a messenger RNA of Haliotis rufescens (red abalone), 827 nucleotides long. Its product is annotated as postacrosomal sheath WW domain-binding protein-like. The transcript has 3 exons. The record is from RefSeq and is a predicted model, not a curated record. Bases 149 to 613 code for a protein of 154 amino acids. Lineage: Eukaryota; Metazoa; Mollusca; Gastropoda; Lepetellida; Haliotidae.
CACAUUUACAAUUCAUGACCGUAAGUGGACCGGUGCAUAUAACCGUCUGUCUUAGUAUAUAAGGUAGACGUUUUGAUGCAGACUUCACUUUCCGAUUCACACUCUCCUGGUAAACCUAUUCUGAUCCGUAGAAAAAUUCAAAUAAACCAUGAAGGUACUUGCUGUCAUCAUUGUCUGCCUUGUUGCCAUAACAAGAACGCACGGUUUUGGAAUUGGUUUCCCUCCUUUCGGUGGCAUCGGCAAUCCUCAUUUCGGCCUAGGGUUUCCCCACUUCGGCCUUAGAAUUCCCGGCUUUGGUCUUGGGAUGCACCCCUUCGGUCUUGGGAUUCCUCCUCUCGGAUAUGGAAUUUCCCCUUACGGACUUGGUGUUUCCCCUUACGGACUUGGUGUUUCCCCUCUUGGUCUCGGCUCAGGGCUCCCCAACCAAGGAUUAGUCCAUCCAGGGUUACAGGGCGCUGGUGCCAUUCAAUCCAAUGGUAAUGGUCCAGUGUAUGUUGAUCUCGACGCUAAUGCUGCUGCUGCCCCCUCUGCUGCUGCUCCCACGACUUUUGCCGCAACUGAUGUUGCUCCGGCAGGACCUGCUGUAUAUGACCCCACCUACAUGAUACUCUAAAUGAACAGAAACAGUGUCUUAGUUCGGGAUGAAACAAAAUCAGGGCUAUCCAUUCUGGUUCAGCCAGUUUUGCAUUGAUAGUGUUGGUGUCAGAUACUGUCAGUAUUGCUUCAAGCAGUUGUGUCUUCAAAGUUGACAUGUUUUGCAUCCUAAACAAAGAUGUUUGGGAUGUUAUCGCUUAUAUGUAUAACUGUUAAUAAAUAUCCUUACAGUA